Messenger RNA from Fraxinus pennsylvanica, 735 nucleotides. The record is from the annotation of a GenBank genome assembly. NCBI's taxonomy places the organism in Eukaryota, Viridiplantae, Streptophyta, Magnoliopsida, Lamiales, Oleaceae.
AUGCCUGAACGGAAUCAGAUAUUUGAGAAUCCAAUCUUCAAGUUUGCAAUUUUAGAGAAAUCAAAACGCAGUUUCUGCAAGGGGCUUCCAGAAAUUUUGUUGAUCAAGCUUCGUUUUUUGGUUUCCUAUUGCUGGGAAUGUGAAUUCUAUACAAGAAUGCCAUCGCGUUUCCAGUCAUUCAAAUAUUCACCAUAUAUAGUUUGUUGUGUCAAUAAACGUAAGAGCCAGGCCAGAGAAAAGAAAGUUCCAGCUUUCGUCUAUCUUCAAUCAUCAAUCAUCCCACAAGCUGAAGAAAGUAACAAUUCACCUGAUUGUGUGAGAAAUUCUUUUUCGAAUAAAUCUACUAGAAAUUCUAAUGCUGUUGGAAUUAUUGGAGGUGUGAUGGCAUGUUUCUUGAGAAGUCUGGAGUUUCUUGCGUUCUGGAAGUUCUCUGUGAAUCAGAGUUCUAGCCACCAAUGCAACCUUGACAGCGAGAUUUAUCAGGAAAAGCUUCAAAAUGAGGGUUUUGAGGUUUUACUGCCAGAUAAAGCAACAGUGGAACACACUCUGAUUCCUGCUGUGGAAGCUUUAAGCAGAGAAGACAUUAGAGGAGCACAGAAUUUGUUUAGAAUUGCUUUGCAAGUUCUACUGGUCAGGGCUGUCAACACUGUUAUCCUUGCCUCUGAUGCGUUCGGGAACUUUUGCCACCGAAUGAUCCUCUAUGGAAGAAAUGCAUCGACCCGAUGGAUGCAUUAG